AAACACAAGUUUAAUUUUUGUUCCUAACUUUUGUUUCGUUUGUUUAAUAUAUUGAUUGAUCACAUUCAUUACUUUUCCUGUUUAUACUUCAUCAAAAUUUAAUCUAAAUUUAUAUGGAAUAAUCAAUGCGCCGAAUGAUUUCAAUUCUUGGACGACGAUUACCAAUUAUUUCAUCAUAUUCAUUACCAUAUAUAUCUAUUCUAACUGCACAACCCGCCAAACCAAUGGAUUCAGUAGCCAACUCCUUCGGAGGUUCUCAGAGCCUCGUGGCCUUGGCCCAACAGCUCCGUCACUACAAGCCACCGCGGAUGCCCUUUGAUGACGAUGCAGAGGAGGCCACCGUCGAAGAAAGUGCCGGAAAGGUCGUAUCCCAAGUGGGUGUCGUGGAAUCGGCGACCCCAAUUAGCCGAGACCCAGAAAGAUUCAGACCCAAGAGAGCUGCCGUCUUAAUCUGUCUCUUUGAAGGAGAAGCUGGCGAUCUGCGAGUGAUUCUCACCAAGCGGUCCUCCACUCUGUCUACUCACUCGGGUGAAAUUGCUUUGCCAGGGGGAAAAGCAGAGGAGGGUGACAUGGAUGAUGGUGAAACAGCUACGAGGGAGGCACAUGAGGAGAUUGGUUUGGAUCCUUCUCUAGUCAAUGUUGUGACUGUUCUUGAACCAUUCCUUUCCAAGCAUCUUUUUAGAGUUGUUCCAGUCAUUGGCAUACUUACAGAGAAGGAAUCAUUCAAGCCAGCUCCUAAUCCUGGUGAAGUAGAAACUGUAUUUGAUGCCCCAUUGGAAAUGUUUAUCAAGGAUGAGAACAGAAGAGUAGAAGAAAGAGAGUGGAUGGGAAACAAGUACCUUAUUCAUUUCUUUGAUUAUGAAACUGAGAAUAAUAAGAAGUUCAUGAUCUGGGGUUUGACUGCUGGGAUCUUGAUUAGGGCAGCAUCAGUUGUAUACCAAAGGCCACCACCUUUUCCAGAGCAAAAUCCAGUUUUCAAAGUUCCUAAAGCUGCAGAAAAAGAUACCAUAUUGCCCUAAUUUUAAAAAGAAAAACAAUUCAUUUGGAUUGUAAUAAUGUGACAAUGUGUUACUUAACCUGCUUAGAUCUGCAGUUUAUAUAAAUGUUUUCAAUUUUCAA
Molecule: messenger RNA, 1119 nt
Organism: Humulus lupulus (European hop)
Lineage: Eukaryota; Viridiplantae; Streptophyta; Magnoliopsida; Rosales; Cannabaceae
Product: nudix hydrolase 15, mitochondrial-like
Exons: 4
Coding region: 126-1019 (297 amino acids)
Biological process (GO): coenzyme A catabolic process
Molecular function (GO): acetyl-CoA hydrolase activity; coenzyme A diphosphatase activity
Source: RefSeq, a predicted model, not a curated record